Messenger RNA from Perkinsus marinus ATCC 50983, 1392 nucleotides. RefSeq lists its product as hypothetical. The transcript is spliced from 5 exons. NCBI's taxonomy places the organism in Eukaryota, Perkinsozoa, Perkinsida, Perkinsidae. The coding region runs from base 1 to 1392 and encodes 463 amino acids. The record is from RefSeq and is a predicted model, not a curated record.
AUGUCCAUCAGCGUCAAUGGACCCGAUAGGAUUCUGCUCUAUAUCGACAGCGGCAAUCCAAGGCUGCGCGCUCCCCUAUGUACUAGGGCAGAGUUGGAGGCUGAGAUCAGGGAGCAAGUCCUCAAGGAAUGCGAGAGUGGAUCAACUUGGCUGCGACUAUCCGUCCUUUCCAAACAAGAGCGCCGACAUCGUGUGGCUGAACUGGUCAGGGAAAGGACCACUAAGCUCACUGCCAACGGAGGAAUGGGUGCUCUGCAUUGCAACGAUCACGAUGGACUAGGUUGGGGAAUACGUGCUAAAUAUGGUAGUAAGAGUAGCAAGGUCAAUUGUGGCGAAGGAGCUUGUGCGCUGUUGAAGUAUCCUAAAUUGGGACUAGUAAAUAUCCAGCAGCUCAUUGACUCUGUGGAGGCCUCCUCCCAUCACGAUUCAGCGGCCUGCCCCACAGCCUUCGAGCUUGAUAGUAUCUUCCCUCAGCCUGGCGAUAUCGCUCUAUUACUCAUCUUCCAUGUAGAGACCCUCGCCUCUUUCCCAAAGGAGACCCUCGUUCACUUUGCAUCCCGCUGUGUUGCGUGCUCUGUUCCCGUCUACAUAGCGGUCUUCGGGGCCCAGCCAAGCGCUGACGACAUGGGCCUUCCGGAGCUGCUCCUCAUUGGCCUUUGCCUGGAGACUGCCGGCUGGUAUGCUCAGUGUCCUAUGUUGGGCACUCCGACCUUCAUAAACAAGGACAGCGCUAUAUCCCCUAUGAUACUGAAGGAGUUCUCCAACCUUGUUGAAUCAGCAGCAGCUAAUGGCAGUACGGCAACCGGCUCGGGUGAGAUUACCGGCACUAGCUGUGGAGAGGCUGAUCUCAUCGAUUUGGGUGGACCAGUGGAGACUGGUGGAGAUGGUGAUGCUCCUGCUGCCCACAGUCCGCUGGAGUUGGAGGGAAUAGGGACGGUUGAUUUGGUGGAUAGCUUAGGGAAUGGAGAGGAGUCGACCUUGGCUUCUCCCAAGGCAUUGCAGCUGGCUGAGGCAAUGGUAAAGUCUACUGAUGUGUCCAGGAAGGUCUCAGCCGUAGCGGAGCAGCAGCACCAGCCGAUAUCAGUAUUGGAGGGGGACUCGGUUGGGGUGCCCGUCGAUGGCGAUAGCCCCGUCAACCGACAUGGAGGUUCAGCUGAUGAGGCUGAUACUCCCUCUCCACUCCCUCGUGCUCGACCAGGGUCGCCGAUGGAGACGAGGCAUCCUUUCUGGGCACCAGGGGAUGUUGGGCAACUGGAGGACGAUCUCUCUUCUGGGAUCGAGGCGGCCGCUAUGGCUAGUGCUGAGUACUUGGCUGGCUUUGAGCUGCUCCCUGAGGAGGUCGAAUGCCUCCUCAAGAGCAUUAUUAGUCUUGGGGACCUCCUCGCUGAAUGA